AUGACUCUCGCACUUAUGGUUGUCACAGGUCGUGUGAAUACCGACCAGGCCGCGCCUGAUACCGCAUCGCUCGAGCACAUUCGUGUCUACCUCGGGCUUUGCCAAGCACAGCGCGAGCACUCAUCGAACCCGAGUACAGCAACUUCGACAACGCCAACACUCAUGAAUAUGAGAUUUAAUGGGUGGCCGAUUGCGCUGCAGUGCAUCUUCUUGUUCCUGUCGCAAUCCGUUGUUAUCAACGGUAGUAUUAACGGAGCAGAAAACUGCGACCUCGAUUGCCUUAACAACGGCUACUGCACGUAUAUUUUAGAAGACAAUGGCGAGCUCGCUCGUCAUGUUCAAUCCGGGAGUCUCGUUGAAGAAUGCAUUUGCCCGUCUGGAUAUGGCGGGCUUGCUUGUGAUUACAGGGUUCAGCAGUGUUCGCUUCCCGACCGCGUCUGCCACAAUGGUGUUCCCUGUGCACAAUCAAAAAUCUCUGGCACUUGGAUGUGCGACUGUACCAUUGCCGACCGCGUGAGCGCAUUUGCUGGGAAAAUGUGCCGGGAUCCCUAUACCGAAUAUUGCAGCGGUAGGUUUGACCCAGACUCGUCGUUGACGUUCUGCACAAACGGAGGAAAGUGCAAAAGUACUCUGAUGGGGGCGCAAGUAGGCCCAGAAAAUGUUUCUACCAACACGGCCUAUCAGCACCUGGGAUGUACUUGUAACGACGCUUUUUAUGGCCCCCACUGCGAAUUCCUGCGGUACGGUCCGGAGCACUCGCAAGACGGCCCCAUUGAAAACCUCCGCGCGGAGCCUAUCGUGACCAAGAGAACGUCAAUUUCCGUCUUUUUUGUUGCUUCGUUUUUGGCCCUGGCUUUCGGCAUCGCAGUGUUUUUGCAACGACGUCGACGCCAUCGGGAACGAGUAUUUGGCAACGCCCGGACACCGUCCUGUGCAGGCGAAGUUAUGGAUGAGGGCCACUUUGUCAUGCCUGGUGGCGAUGAAGACGGGCACGCUAUGACGUAG
Messenger RNA from Phaeodactylum tricornutum CCAP 1055/1, 1005 nucleotides. RefSeq lists its product with no specific name. Lineage: Eukaryota; Bacillariophyta; Bacillariophyceae; Surirellales; Neidiaceae. The transcript is spliced from 4 exons. The record is from RefSeq and is a predicted model, not a curated record. Bases 1 to 1005 code for a protein of 334 amino acids.